GAAGCGCUGAGGAACGGGCUGGUGGCCACGGAGGUGCUGAUGUGGUUCUACAUCGGGGAGAUCAUCGGCAAGGGCGGCCUGAUCGGGUACAACGUCUGA
Molecule: messenger RNA, 99 nt
Organism: Eurypyga helias (sunbittern)
Lineage: Eukaryota; Metazoa; Chordata; Aves; Eurypygiformes; Eurypygidae
Product: ATP synthase subunit g, mitochondrial-like
Exons: 1
Biological process (GO): proton motive force-driven ATP synthesis
Molecular function (GO): proton transmembrane transporter activity
Source: RefSeq, a predicted model, not a curated record